Molecule: messenger RNA, 1533 nt
Organism: Caenorhabditis briggsae
Lineage: Eukaryota; Metazoa; Nematoda; Chromadorea; Rhabditida; Rhabditidae
Gene: Cbr-unc-25
Product: Protein CBR-UNC-25
Exons: 7
Coding region: 1-1533 (510 amino acids)
Biological process (GO): carboxylic acid metabolic process
Cellular component (GO): cytoplasm
Molecular function (GO): carboxy-lyase activity; pyridoxal phosphate binding
Source: RefSeq, a predicted model, not a curated record
AUGUCCUCUCCGGUUAAGGAUGAGCAAUCGGAUGCGAUGCUGGAGGCGUUGAUUGCCAAAGAAAUCCUUCCCCAAUCUGGAAAUUGGGAGGGAACUGAGGAGUUCUUGAAUCGUGUGGUCCAGGUGCUUCUGAAGUACAUCAAGGAUCAAAAUGAUCGUGAUCAGAAGAUUCUGGAGUUUCAUCAUCCGGACAAAAUGCAAAUGUUGAUUGAUUUGUCGAUUCCCGAGCAGCCGGAGAACUUGUUGAAGCUGGUUAAGAGCUGCGAGGAUGUGCUCCGUUUGGGAGUCCGUACUGGCCAUCCACGUUUCUUCAACCAGAUUUCAUGCGGAUUGGAUUUGGUUUCAAUGGCUGGCGAGUGGCUCACCGCCACUGCCAACACCAAUAUGUUCACCUACGAAAUCGCUCCGGUCUUCAUUCUAAUGGAGAAAUCGGUGAUGACUCGUAUGUGGGAAGCAGUUGGAUGGGAUCCAGAAAAAGCCGAUGGAAUAUUUGCUCCAGGCGGAGCCAUUGCCAAUCUCUACGCGAUGAAUGCCGCUCGCCAUCAACUCUGGCCGCGUAGCAAACAUCUCGGAAUGAAGGAUAUUCCAACAUUGUGCUGCUUUACCAGCGAAGAUGAAAGUCACUACUCAAUCAAAUCCGCCUCCGCAGUGCUUGGAAUUGGCGCCGAUCACUGCUUCAACAUUCCAACCGACAAAAACGGAAAAAUGAUUCCAGAAGCAUUGGAAGCAAAGAUAAUCGAAUCCAAGAAAGAGGGUCUAACCCCAUUCUUUGUCUGCUGCACAGCCGGUACUACAGUAUACGGUGCGUUUGAUCCAUUGGAGCGAGUUGCCAACAUCUGUGAGAGACACAAGCUAUGGUUCCAUGUCGAUGCAGCAUGGGGUGGUGGAAUGUUGCUUUCCCCGGAGCAUCGCUAUAAGCUAGCUGGUGUCGAGAGAGCCAACUCGGUCACCUGGAACCCCCAUAAACUCAUGGGAGCCCUUCUUCAAUGCUCCGCCUGUCUUUUCCGUCAGGAUGGACUGCUUUUCCAGUGUAAUCAGGCAUCAGCAGACUAUUUAUUCCAACAAGACAAGCCUUACGAUGUUAGUUAUGAUACUGGAGACAAGGCUAUCCAAUGUGGACGUCAUAACGAUGUCUUCAAGCUUUGGUUGAUGUGGAAGAGUAAGGGAAUGGAGGGAUAUCGCCAGCAAAUCAAUAAGCUUAUGGAUUUAUCUGCCUACUUUACCAGAAGAAUCAAGGAGACUGAAGGUUUCGAGUUGAUCAUUGAGAAUCCGGAAUUCCUGAACAUUUGCUUUUGGUACGUUCCAUCCAAGAUUCGCAACUUGGAACCAGCCGAAAUCAAGGCUCGUUUGGAGAAAAUUGCUCCAAAAAUCAAGGCUGGAAUGAUGCAGCGGGGAACUACAAUGGUUGGGUACCAGCCGGACAAACAGCGUCCGAACUUCUUCAGAAUGAUUAUUUCUAAUCAAGCCAUCACCCGCGAGGACUUGGACUUCCUUAUUAAGGAAAUCGUCGACAUUGGGGAGUCCCUUGAAUAA